CCGCCCCCCGCAGCUACUCCUCGCCGGUUCCUCAGUCAGCUCGGCAGCCGCGCUUUCCCGCUCGUGCAGCCGCUACUAGUGUCACCGUUGCCUUCGUCUCGGUCUCGCACCCGUCGAGUCUCAAGAUGACCAACAUUGUGCUCUUCAGCGGCAGCUCCCACCAGGACCUGUCCCAGCGUGUGGCCGACCGGCUCGGCCUGGAGCUGGGCAAGGUGAUGACCAAGAAGUUCAGCAACCAGGAGACCAGCGUGGAGAUUGGUGAAAGCGUGAGAGGGGAAGAUGUCUACAUCAUCCAGAGUGGCUGUGGAGAGAUCAACGAUAACCUGAUGGAGCUGCUCAUCAUGAUCAAUGCCUGCAAGAUCGCGUCAUCCUCCAGGGUGACCGCUGUGAUCCCCUGCUUUCCAUAUGCGCGCCAAGAUAAAAAGGACAAGAGUCGCGCUCCGAUUUCUGCGAAACUUGUGGCCAAUAUGCUCUCAGUUGCCGGGGCAGAUCACAUCAUCACCAUGGACCUGCAUGCCUCCCAGAUCCAGGGAUUCUUUGACAUCCCCGUGGAUAAUUUGUACGCGGAGCCCGCGGUCCUGCAGUGGAUUCGGGAGAACAUCUCGGAUUGGAGGAACUGUAUCAUUGUUUCCCCAGAUGCGGGUGGAGCCAAAAGGGUCACGUCCAUUGCGGACAGGUUGAACGUGGACUUUGCGCUGAUUCACAAAGAGAGGAAGAAGGCGAACGAGGUGGACGGCAUGGUCCUGGUGGGCGACGUGAAGGACCGUGUGGCUAUCCUCGUGGAUGACAUGGCCGACACUUGUGGCACAAUCUGCCACGCUGCAGACAAGUUGGUCUUGGCCGGAGCUACCAAAGUUUAUGCCAUCCUUACCCAUGGGAUCUUCUCUGGACCAGCUAUUUCCAGAAUCAACAGUGCCUCCUUUGAGGCUGUUGUUGUCACAAACACCAUUCCGCAGGAGGACAAAAUGAUUCAUUGCCCCAAGAUCCAGGUCAUUGACAUCUCGAUGAUCUUGGCCGAGGCGAUCCGCCGGACCCACAACGGUGAAUCUGUGUCUUACCUGUUCAGCCAUGUCCCACUGUAAAUCCAGGAUGGGGGCAUGGAGCAAGCCUGCUGAUUUCUGACGAGUUUGUUUUCAUCUGAUUUGUUAGCUUCAGGGCUCAGCAGUUAGAACACAAAAGCCAGAUCUUUGUAUCCACCAAAACCCGUUGUGUCCCCCUUCUAUAGUUCAAAGACCAUUUACUUCCAGUUUGGGGCGAGGGCAGUGGUUAUUUGAUCUGCUAACUGUCAUAAAUCAAAAGCAUUUUUGUCAUCUUGACUUGCUCUGAUAGGUGACUUUUCCCUUUGUCCUGUCUGUUUUGAGGCCACAACUUCCACGUAUGUAAUUGCAUUGUGGAGGUUCAUAACUUAUAUAUUUCAGGGUUGCCCAAGGUGACUUUAGGAUAAAGACUUCUAUGUACAUAUAAAAUGAUAAUGCCUGUGGACAUUUGAGUAAAACCCUGUAUAGAAUGAGCCCUUCUAAGAAAACCUUAGAAAAUAUAUCAUACCAUGAUUUUUUUUUUUAGUAGCCAGGUUUCAAAUAAACCAUUUUAGUUAUUGUGUUUGAUUUGGACCAAAGUUUUUAUACUUGAAGAUGGCCACUGAUACAUUUUUGAGUAAAUAUUAUACCUAUCAGAGGCCAUUUAGCUCCAAAUUGUUUUUAUUACCACUUAUGGAACACGUGUUACGGCAGUCACCUGCGUGAAAUGUCGUGUUCUCAAAUCCCACAAUGAGUUCAGUGAUAGAUUUGUGUUGGAGCCUGUUUUGAGAAAGUCUCUACACUGUCCCACUCCUGUUCGCCUUUGUCCGUCCCAGAUGGACAGUUCUUUGGGCGCCAUUUGUCCUGUCAUCUUGUUGAGGUCACGUUCUCAGCUCUCACUUUGACUUAGCCUUUUUCCAAUAAUUUCAUGCUUUUGAUUUCCACCCAAACAAAAGCUCCUAAGUCCCCUCAGAUUGACUGAUCAUCAUUUGGCUUUUCACGGAAAUAGAAGGGUGGACUUUUGGGAUUUACACUAAAUGCAUAUUUAAGCAUCGUUAGUUUUGAUUUUUCAUGUUCAUCAGCUUUUUGUAAUGAGAAGUAGCAAGACUAAGCAACUGAUUAUUGGAACCAAAGCCACUACGUGAAAAAUUUUUCACGUAGGUCUCCAAGAAAAGUACAGAUAAGUAAACAUUAGUUUCCCCCAUUAAAAAAAUUCAAAUAGGGGCCCGAGAGUGAUUGUGGGGGGAAGAUUGCUUCCUCCCUGAGGUGGCCCCUAUGUCAGGUGCCUCCCUGAUGCCCUUCCUCCUUGUGAGUUUUACUACAUGCACAUUGGUGUGCACCCAGCUGAAUACUUUGUCACCUGAAGAAGAUAAUUCACCUGCACAAAAUAAUAAGCAACAGUCUCUCCCUCCUGCUGAAUCUUAAAACUUGGAGAGAAUAAAUUCUUUAAAAUCUGCAGGUGGAAAAGGAAAACUACUGAACUCAUUAACAAAUUUAUUAGAAACCUCCACCAAUAGGUCAUUAGGGUUUCCAACUUCAGUGCAGCAGAGGUGGAAUCGAAGUUAAAAAGUGUCAUUUUUGUCACCACAGACACGAGCAUUUUGAGGUACAGUUUUUGACAUAAAAUGGUAUAGCCUGGUACAGCCAGCUAUGCGAUACAGAGUGACAAUGUCUAGAAAGAGUUGACUUGAGAUAGAGUAAAGAGUUUAUUUAGAUGCUAGGUAAUUUUAAUUUUUUGAUAAACGCGUGAUAGCUGUAUUUCUUAGAAUUUCUAUGCCUAGAGAAAUGAAAAUGUAGUUAUGGAUUUGCAGAAGUAGACAGUGUGGCAUACGAGUGUGGGCCUGUUGACAUGAUAUGACUAAACCCAGUUGCUUUCAAGGCAAUCAUUUCAUCUAACAUUUAAAAUUGGUAGUAAAAUAGGGAGUUAAUUUUACAAUAAGACCCAAAGGGGGGGAAAUGAUACAAAAUCUAUUGUAAUAUCCUAAAUUAAGACCUGAUUGUUUCUUACAUUAUUUAGUACCCAGUGUGUUUUUGAAAGUACUUCUAAUACAUUAACUAACUAAUUAGACUGGACUCAGCCAUAUACAGUGGCAAUGUGGGCCUGAGCUAUUUGGUUUCUGUUCAGCGAGGAUGAGGAAGGUAGCCUACGAGCAGCUUCCUUCCACAACUCCCAGAACUCAGACUUUUCCUGAUCCUGGGGUGAAAACAUGUCCAUGGAACCACCAGACACAUUGGUCCUGUCAGCUCUGCUGGAUGGAAGCUGACUUGCUGGGUAUCUAGCUGAAAAGGGGAGCCAGAGAAAAGGGAACAUAACCAAAAUCACUCAGCCCUCCAAGUUACAUUAAUCAACUUACAGAUAUUCAUAGGGUAACUGUGUUUUGUUAGAUGUCAACUAGAUUCGGGAAUAUGUCAUUUGCAGUGCUUGUAUUAUUGGUUUACUAUAACAUUUUCAGAUCUUUCAACACUGUACUAAAACAUUUCAAUAAAGUCCUGCUACUUUCA
This is a messenger RNA of Artibeus jamaicensis (Jamaican fruit-eating bat), 3518 nucleotides long. It is a transcript of the gene PRPS2, whose product is annotated as phosphoribosyl pyrophosphate synthetase 2. The transcript has 7 exons. NCBI's taxonomy places the organism in Eukaryota, Metazoa, Chordata, Mammalia, Chiroptera, Phyllostomidae. Gene Ontology annotation, molecular function: magnesium ion binding; ribose phosphate diphosphokinase activity. Bases 126 to 1082 code for a protein of 318 amino acids. Gene Ontology annotation, cellular component: cytoplasm; ribose phosphate diphosphokinase complex. The record is from RefSeq and is a predicted model, not a curated record. Gene Ontology annotation, biological process: 5-phosphoribose 1-diphosphate biosynthetic process; ribonucleoside monophosphate biosynthetic process; purine nucleotide biosynthetic process.